Molecule: messenger RNA, 702 nt
Organism: Durusdinium trenchii
Lineage: Eukaryota; Dinophyceae; Suessiales; Symbiodiniaceae
Source: the annotation of a GenBank genome assembly
AUGUGUGACUUAAGGCACUUACUUUGUCGGCUUGCUCUUCUUUCAGCUGAUUCUGGGAGGCCUCAACGUGAUCCUCUUCAUCGGCACCGCUGUCACGGUGUUGGUGGUGAUGCGCAUCAUCCUCCGGGACCUGAGCAAGGCGCUGGUCGUCACCAACGAGUUUGCGCAGACCCAUCCGCGUACCAGGCGUGCUGGGCAGCAGCUGAAGCGUGCCCGGACCGUGGUGAGACGCCAGCUGGCGGGUGUGGCCUUGAACGUGCUGGCCAGUGGCUUGGCUGGAGCUUUCGGGGCCCUCUUAGGUACUGUAGCUGUUAUUCUGAGGGUUGCCGCAGAUUUUUCGGAGUGAUCCACAGGCUUUGGGGUGGUCCCUUUGGCGGUGAAGACCAUCCUGGAUGGCCGUGGAUACAUCAGCGAGCAAGAGCUGGCCCUGAGGACUGCUGCUCAGGCGACUUGGAUCUUUCUUGUGACCUGCGUGGGACCUUUUCCAAGAUCGGAGGGGGUUGGUGUGUGGACACCCGCCACAAAAUGCCGCUUCGGACUCUUCCACCUGCUUUCGAGGGAUCUGUGCCAUCCGUCCGGAUUCGGCCCUCGACCCGACCGCGAGGUCCUGGACAUCGCGUCCUGCGUGGCGGCGGCGCUGAUCCUGUCGGGCGGCUACCGGCGCCCAGUGGAGGGGCGAAAGGUGCCGGUGUCACAGGGUGA